ACAAAAACAAUAAUUACAUUUUGACAGCUGCAACAAUAUUUGCAUUCAUAACCUCUAUUCAAAACAUAAAAGUUGCAAGGAACUUUGAACUUAAAUAAUAUACCUAAACAUGCUACAGUAUUACGUUUUACUGCAGAUUACGUGCACAAUAUAAAAAUGGUACACAAAAAAGUGUUAUAAUUGAGAUAUAAAAAGCAAUGUCAGUGAGAUUACCAUUCACAUUUAAUUGGUCAAAACUGUAAGCCGAUUGUCUAGUACGAUGAUAUAUUUUAAGAUAAAGUGCUCGACCUCGGUUAAUCUUUUCUUGAGAUAAAUUGAAUGUGCUUCGUAAUCGAGAACCAGUUUCGGCCGAGCCUUCGUGAGAUAACGUUGAAAUGGCGUAUGUUGUGGAUUUGCGUUCCGAUACGGUGACAAAGCCGACACAGGCGAUGAAGCAUGCUAUGGUUAACUCGGCGCUGGGUGAUGAUGUCUACCGCGAGGAUCCUACUGUGAACGCGCUGGAGAGCAAGCUCGCUGCCCUGCUCGGCAAGCAAGCGGCUUUGUUCGUGCCCUCAGGGACCAUGGCCAAUCUUAUUGCAACGAUGGUGCAUUGCAAUAAGCGCGGCUCGGAGGCGAUCGUCGGCAAUCUAUCGCACAUUUACAAAUACGAAGUCGGCGGUGCUGCGCACGUGGCCGGUGUCCUGCUCUCUACCGUCGCGAAUAAGCCUGACGGCACCUUCGACCUUGAGGAGCUGGAGAGGCGCAUCCGCGGCGACAAUAUCCACGAGCCCAUCACUUCUAUGGUGGCUGUGGAAAACACGCACAACGUGUGUGGUGGCAAGGCGCUGCCGUUGAAAUUCUUGGAUGACCUUGGAGUGGUCUGCAAGAAGUACUCUCUACCCCUCCACAUGGACGGCGCUCGUCUGUUCAACGCGAGCGAGUACCUGCAGGUGCCCGCGCGCCGCGUGGUGCGCGACUGCGACAGCGUCUCCGUCUGCUUCAGCAAGGGACUGUCGGCCCCAGUGGGGUCGGCGCUCGUGGGCUCCUGCCACUUUAUAGAACAGGCCCGGCGCGUGCGCAAGAUGUUGGGCGGCGGCAUGCGGCAGGCGGGCGUGCUGGCGGGCGCGGCGCUGGUGGCGCUGCAGGAGGUGGUGCCGCAGCUCGCGCUCGACCACAAGCGCGCCAACAUCCUCGCCAGGACUAUAGAAGGCAUGUUCCUGAAGUCGUUCUCAGUGGACGUGGAGAACCAGCACACCAACAUCGUGCUGGUGACGAUAUCGAAGGACAGCAGCCUCACGGCGGAGCAGGUGCUGCAGAGGCUGGAACAAGUCUGUCUGGCGGAGACGCAGGGUGAUUGUAAAACAACGAACGACGAGGGCGUCAUAGUAAAGGCGACAGAAUUCGACCCAAAGACAAUCCGGUUCACGUUGCAUCGAGAGAUCACAGACGAGGACCUGUGGCUCGCCAUCAUGAAGAUCACCUACGUGUUCAAAGAGCUCCAUGCUGCGGAGAAAUGAGUGAGAAUGUGUUUUAGUGAGAACAACUCUACAUACCGGCAUGUAACUUGGUCGUUGUAUUAAAAUGUAGGUAGUUUAAUAUUUUCAUGCAUAUUGUAACUUAAGGUAGUAUGUGUGAAUGUUUGGAUGUUUGUUAGAAAUAAACUCAGAAACUGCUAAACGGAUUUGGAUGAAAUUUGACAUACGGAUAGACCAUCUUAAGGAUUUACAUACAACGUACUUUUUAUCCCGCUAACCUGCUCCAGUAGGAAACAAUUGAAUUUUUCAAUCUGAUUUUCUAAGUAGAUGGCGCUGUCGUCGUUCAUAUAACGUUAUGAAUCGCGGCUGUAAUUUGGGGAAUCUUAUAAGAAAGGCUUCUGACGCGGGCAAAGCCGCGAGCAAUGCCUUGCAGUUACUGUUCAGUGUUUGGUUCGUUGUACAUCUAAUAGCGAAUAAAAUAUUUAAAUCGAGUUUGCUAAGAGGUUACUGAAUUUGUAGAAAAAAAUAUGUAAAUAUUCAAUGGACAUUUCUUUUUGCUAAUGUUACCAUUAACUUAUUUCUUAUCCAGUGAUCAAGUUACGUGCCGAUAUCAUUAAAUUGAGACGAUUUUUUCAAUGAUAUUGCUCAAUUAGUUAAGAUAAAAGACGCAAACUAGAUUUACACACACACACGCACACAUAUCACGAUGACGACGUAUGCAGAGGCGCAACCAGAUCACCCACUUUUCACCAAGUUCGUGUUCCGUCCCAUGAUGUGAUAGGGGGCGAGUCUAUUCCUUAUUUAUUUAAACUGGAUUUAAUUCAGAGGAAUUAAUUAUAUACAUGAAAUCAUGAUUGCCUCACUGGCGUAGUUGUAUUACGGUAUGACAGUGCUGUGGUCUUGGGUUCGAUUUCCGGAUAGGGCUGAUAUUUGAUUUUGCUAUUCAGUAUCAGCCUGGAGUCUGGAAUUUAUGACAGACACGACGGGAAGUGCGUGCAUCAGUUGCGCCUCUGCCUACCCCCUUUAUGGCUAAAAGGCGAGAGUGUUUGUACUAAAAUGAAUUGUUCAAUGUUAUAACGGAUUGCCGUUAUAACAUUGAACGGACCAUCUAAUCUGGACGCUAUAUCCGGUAGUUGGUAUAAACGAUGCAAUUUUUUUAUUUAUAUAUUUAACCUUGAUAUUUACCACCGUUUUCAAUAACCGAUCGUAAAUCGUUUUUUGAUCCAUUGUAAAAAUGGACCAAUCAAGGCAAAGUUUUUAUGACAUGCUUAGAAAUAAUGCAUUUUGCUUGGUUCAUCCUCGGUAUGGGAUCGAAGAUAAAGAUUGGGAUUGUUUAUUGUAAACGGCCGUUAGUCGUUAUAACGUUUGUGUCGAUAUAACCGAUACGUCGUUAUAACCGAUGCCGUUAUAACAGAGCUAUAAAAGGAUUCUACUGUAGUAUAUAUCUAUAGUUAUCGAAAACUAGCAGCUAAAACAGGGUUUCGUACUCCAUGACUAAUCUAUUCACUGUAUUUAUAUAGGAAUAGGGUCUCUAUUUCUGUGACAAAUUUAUUCAAACUACUGUCGCUCAGCGUCGACGCGAAGUGACGGUGUAGACUAAUUUGGUGACAAUUAAAAUUCAACCUUAUAUCUUUAGGUAUAUGGAUAUAAUUGUAAUAAAAUUACUGCAAAACUUCAAACCGCUUAGGACAAUGUGGUUUGCUAUUUUUAUACUAGUGACAAACGAAAUAAGGUUGAAAGUAAAUUGUCAUCAUUGGUCUCCCUUUUUAUAAUUUUACCAUAGUUUAGAUUGUAAUAUAAUAUAUAGAAUUUCGUUUUUCAUGACGUCAAGUUAUUAUAAUGGCCUUUCGAUGUAACGAUGAAUGACAUUAAGCUUCUAAUUAAAUAAUGAUAAAUUUCAAUUUUCCGCAGGAAUGAUUCCACAUAAUUUACAUAACUUUUGUAUAUGGCAUUAAGUUCGCCUAUAUUAUGAACAAUAAAUAUCUAAAAUUAAAUUAUAUUCUAUAUCAACAAUAUUAUUCGAAAUUAACGGCGCCUGCGCAAUUUUGCGAGUGUGGUAAAAAGCAUGACACGAGAGUCGGUGGUGGUUUAUAAUAAUACUAGCGACCCGCCCCGGCUUCGCACGGGUGCAAUGCUGAUACUAAAUACACUACAGAAAAACUGUGAACGUUGUAUAUAAAAACAUAGCGGCCCGCUCUGGCUUCGCACGGGUAUAACAUAACAAAAUAACAGUAUUUCUCCACUAUUUAAUGGAUGUUAUUAUACAUAUAAACCUUCCUCUUGAAUCACUCUAUCUAUUAAAAAAACCGCAUCAAAAUCCGUUGCGUAGUUUUAAAGAUUUAAGCACACAUAGGGACAAAGAAAGCGACUUUGUUUUAUACUAUGUAGUGACGGAACAUUCACUGUGUUCAAAUCUUCAAAUUAUAAGCCAUGGAUAUUAAGUAGUAGGAGUGAGUGUCAAAAAACAGAAAAGUGACGGAAUACUUGUAUGUGACGUCAGCGGGCAUUACGAUGCGCGCGAAAGAAAGAGAUGGGGCGAUAUCCCCAUUCCAGCACGUAGCAAUAUUUGAAAUUUGAAUUCCUGCCUCAUUUCUUAUCGAAUUUUUAUGAUAUCACAGAAGGAUUUCUUUUUUGUACUAUUUGCUGUUAUUAAAAAUCUACAAAAUAAAACACAAUCAAAUACUCUAUUAAAUGACGCGGACGUUCGUGUCGUGUUUGUUGCCAUAUUCUAGGGAGCAGUUCCCGAUACAACGCGUUUACAGCGUGCCUUAUUUGCGUUUGAAGUGCAUCGUUCCUCGUUAAACUAUAUAAUGCACAUUUAUAAUUGUCCUUGUUGACAAAGGUCACAUAAUUAGUUUUUAUUGCGCUUUCAACGAAUAGCAGGCAAACGGCAAAUGAGUCAUUUGUUUGUAUCACAAGCCCAUACCAGAGCAAAUGUCGGAGCAUUUUCAACCUUAAAUAGUUGUUUAAAUGUUCAAUAUUAAUAAAUCAAACCCACUAAACAGUAAGCAGAAGCAACACAAAAGAAUAAGAAGACAAAUCUUCUAGAAGUAAGUAAGUUAAAGCGUUGUGUAUUUCGUAUAGGCUGUUUGAAGUUCUUAUAUUGAUAAAUAUCGAUUUUAUUGUUAAAUGUCUAGAAAUAUUUAAGUUCUUAAUUCCGUGUGGCACUUUGCAUGCCAGAUUAUAGGACUUUGACCUGUUUAUUGACUAUUAGAACAUAACAAGAUGUCCGGUAAUUAAAAUGAUUGAAGAAAAUUGCGUCCAUUAAUUUUGAAUUUCCUGUAUGUCGAAGAACGUGUAAAUUACCUUUUUUGUUGACCGUACUCGUUGAGUUAAAUGUGGAACUAAUGGCAACAGGUUAUGAAUAUAUAAAUUAUUCUUGUCAAAUAAAGGAUAAUCUAAUCUAUACUAUUAUAUAAAGCUGAAGAGUUUAUUUGUUUGUUUGAAAUGCUAAACCAAUUUUGAUUUUUUUUCACUAAUAAGAAGCUACAUUACUCCUUAGUGCUAUUAGAUGGUUUUAGUAAUGGUAAACAUUUAUCCCGGAAAACUUUUUACGCGGGCGGAGUCGCAGGCAAAAGUAAGUAAAUUAUAACCUGAUUGAAUAUAAAAGUGAGACAAAUUAACAACUCUAUACAUACAACCGUCGUUUUUAAUUUGUUGGUGUACUUUAUCCCACGAAUUUUUAUGUGAUAUUGAAGAGUCAGCCCUAAUGAUUUCUUGUGUUUUAAACGCGAAUAUUAGACAUUAAAAUUAAACUAUUUUUCGGAUUUCAUCGCGGUUUUAAUAUUAUAGUUUUUUCUCGAUGUUUCGAAGACUUUGCAGCCUUCAUGGUCACGGGGGGGACUGAGGUGUUGUUCAUCCGUAAAGUCAAAGUUACAAUAUCUACCUACAUUUUACAAUUAUACAACUUUUUUAAUUUUUUUUUUUUUUUAUUUAGCCCUAAGACAAAUAUUAUUUAAACAAGCAGAUAACGGUACUUUCUGUAUGGAAAGCUUGUUUACGUCGAUGUUUGCGAUGUUACUUUAAUAUUCACUACGCUCCGGACACAAACAGUAAUAUUAUGAUGUAUUCAGAAAACAGACGAAAAAUUCCAGUAGUUUAACGUUUCGUUACCUAUAUCUCGCGUCUUACACGUUUUCGCUUUCAAAAUAUCUUCAACGUACGGACACGGAAGGUCUACAAUUUUAUUAUAUGUAUACAUCAGUCCAGAGAUGCUUGUAUCUUUGGUCGGUCAGCACUUUCUAUAGGGUUCACUUCGCUUAACAUCAGGUGCAGUGAACGCUUCAACAAAAAAAAAAAAAACAGAGGCGAAGGGUCCAUAUAAUACGAUUCCUACCGACUUUCCUUUAUGUAGAAUCUAAUUAUCAUUAGAACGAUUUGCAAACCGCAUGCAUAUUAUUAGCUAUAUGUUGUGUCGAGUACCCUUUGUGAAAAUUUCACUUUUCGCCACUGAUUUACGGAUGCCUCCAAUGUAUCAAUCUCGAAUGAAGAUAAACGUGGAUAAUUCAAAUGGAUGGAAAAAGUAGAUAAUACAUUUAUUUGGGGCUGGUAUAAAUAAUUUCCUCUACGAAGACGCGCCCCACUACUUUCUUAUCGCUUACAAUGUGCGUGAGCAGCGUGAGUAGACACACACACUACGAUAGCCUGAUGCUUAGGUCAGUCCCCUCACCUCGCGAUACCCCUGCUCUAAAGCUACAAUGGAUAGCGUCGGGAAAUAUGCUUGGUACAGUCCCCUUACCCCGCGACAACUCGCUCUAAAGCCGGUGGGACGCGUCUUCAUGAAUGAAACGACCUAUAGUACCUUUUCUUUUUUGAUAAUUAUUAAUGUUGGUGCUCAAAUUAUUUAUUUUCAGUCUGUGCAUUUCUUGUCAUUUAUUCUGUAAGAAUAUUUGUUAGUAUACGGACAGAGCAUAAUAUAACAAUUAUCUUUGUAUUAUUUAUUAUUAUCCUUGCGUGGAAAUAAAUGAACAAAUAAAUGAGAUUUUUUUAUAUAAAAACAAACUAUUGUAUUAAGUUAUAUGUAAUACCCCAUGUCAUUUUGAAUGUUAUCAUAGUUACUAAUUCGUUCGACUUUUAACUAAAAUAAUUAGGUUAAAAUAAAAGGGUUGUUAAUAUACGUAAGUUAACAUUGUGGUUACAUGGAAUGUUUUAUACAUUUGUUAUUGUUUUUAUGAAUAUAAAAUAUGUGUA
Molecule: messenger RNA, 6644 nt
Organism: Manduca sexta (tobacco hornworm)
Lineage: Eukaryota; Metazoa; Arthropoda; Insecta; Lepidoptera; Sphingidae
Product: probable low-specificity L-threonine aldolase 2
Exons: 7
Coding region: 375-1496 (373 amino acids)
Biological process (GO): L-threonine catabolic process; glycine biosynthetic process
Cellular component (GO): cytosol
Molecular function (GO): L-allo-threonine aldolase activity
Source: RefSeq, a predicted model, not a curated record